CAGUGCUUAUCAAUGUCAUCCGAGACAGAGACAACAAUCGACGAAGUCGAAAGCGCAGAAGAUGUCCUCUCCGAUGCCCUCUAUACGCUAUACGACUAUCAGCCUAUCACCCAUGCGUCGGCAGGGCAGAAGUACACAUACAAUUAUCCUUCGACGGAGCGACCUCUUUCGAUCAUUUUGACUACACCUGACACCGAUGCCGCGAACUGGGAACUGCACGCAUCAUCCAUCUGGACUUCUGCUGUCUAUCUUGCAGAUCACAUCGAGGAGAUAGAAUUGCCCCCAGAAGCCUCUGUUCUCGAACUUGGCGCAGGUGCAGGUUUACCCAGCAUCGUUCUCGCUGCCCUUCAUCCGCACGCAUCUGUGACCAUCACGGACUAUCCGGACCAGCAGGUGCUCGCCACUCUUCAGCAGAAUAUCGAGAGCAAUCACGUCGCCUCACAUUGUCGUGCUGCUGGAUAUGCUUGGGGAACAGAUCCUGUGCACGUCCUACGCUACGCACCGUCCGGUUACGACGUCGUGCUUGCAGCCGACACGCUGUGGAAUCCAACGCUGCGGGGCUCCUUCAUCGCCAGCAUCCAGGCAACGCUUAAGCAAACCGACCAUGCGCGAGCAUACCUCGUUGCAGGUCUUCACACCGGGAGAUAUACCCUUCAGGCAUUCUUGGACGCGGUAGAAAAUUCAUCGAGGCUCACUGUGGAUAGCCUGGUCGAACGGGAGGCGCGAGGGACAGAACGCAGAGCCUGGGAUGUUUCGCAUGCAGAUUCCGACGACGACAAAGAGCGGCGAAGAUGGGUUCUCUGGAUCGUACUCAAGUGGAAGCCAGGGUCAUGAUGCAUCGUCACAUAGAAGAGAACACUUCAUACAAAGGAACGAAUCGACUUCUUACUUCUUAUCUUCCCUUCCCCCAUCCCUCUCUCAGGCCUCGCGAUGCACACCAAAUGUGAGAACUACGGCAGGCUUUCCGCCACCGCGGCUCUCCUGCGAUGUCUCAUCAGUCGCGAAAUUGUGGCCAGUGACAGCAAUGGCUCACAUAUUCCAGUAUCAUGUUAUCCUCCGUCGCGCUCAGGCCCUUCACCUCCAUCUUCUCGCCAUGCUCAGCGGGGAUCGCCCUCUCCACCUCCAGCGGCACGGGUCCCGCCGCAGCCCCAACCCAAGACCAGGCGGCGCCGGGGCGUACAGAGCCCGC
Schizophyllum commune H4-8 is the source of this 1189-nucleotide messenger RNA. RefSeq lists its product as uncharacterized. Bases 13 to 834 code for a protein of 273 amino acids. Gene Ontology annotation, biological process: peptidyl-lysine dimethylation. The record is from RefSeq and is a predicted model, not a curated record. The transcript has a single exon. Gene Ontology annotation, molecular function: protein-lysine N-methyltransferase activity. Lineage: Eukaryota; Fungi; Basidiomycota; Agaricomycetes; Agaricales; Schizophyllaceae.